Molecule: messenger RNA, 1277 nt
Organism: Acaulospora morrowiae
Lineage: Eukaryota; Fungi; Glomeromycota; Glomeromycetes; Diversisporales; Acaulosporaceae
Source: the annotation of a GenBank genome assembly
AAAAUGAUGCGUCGUUUUCAUAUGAAGAUAAUGUUCAAAAUAUAGGGGAGCGAGAAGUUCGUCUGCGAAAUUUUACAGGAGUUAGAGAGUGGAAGGUUUUGGUCCCGCUUGAAGAACUUAUUAAAUCAAAAUCUUGGUCGUCCAUGGAAUUGAAUAGAGAAUGGAAAGUACGUGUUCAAAUCGCGUCAAGAGACCAACCUUUACCAUUUCCAUUUGACGUUGCACCUACUUUUGGCAUCCAUAUUGGAAUUUCUGUUGGCAACGAGUCAUUCGCCCAAAGUCCGGACCAUAAAAACACCAUUUUUUUCACGGUGUGCAAAUACCUUAGUGCAAUAUUUGGAUAUCCUCAUUGCGAUCAUGAGCGAUCAGCACAACAAACGUUUGUUAUAGAUCUUGCGGAAUCAAUAUCACUUCCUGGAGGGAAUUUCUAUUUCUAUUCAAAUUUUCCGUCGCAUUAUGAAAUACCAGCACAAACAUCAGUAAUAGGAGAAAUGAUACAUGAUCAGGAAUACAACAUGCCUUCAGUUUUGGAUCUUGAGUUGAAAUUUGAUGAAAAGGCAAAUGAGUUCUUGGCCGAAGUAAGGCUAGUGUGGCAGUGUGAAAGCGUGAAUAUAGACGUCGUCAAAAAGAGCGAAGAAGAGAAGAUAGAAUUAGGAAUUUUUGGGGAUCUGCUUGAUCCAGAGACUUUUAUCGGAGUGAGAAUUAUCUUGGGAAAAAAUAAAAACGAGCCAGACAUAUAUCAACUUUACGAUCUUUACUCAGAUGAUCACAUUAAAGUUUGGGGAGAAACUGAUCUGGAGAAUCCAGUAGGAACUUCAUCUCUGAAAUGGGGUAGCAUUAUCUUAGCCAGGGAGUUUAUCUUUGGAGGAAAGGAAGGUGAUACGUAUGGGUUUAAUCUUCCAUUACGUAUGCGUUAUUAUCCGGCAGUCCCUGAGAACAUUCAAAAAACACAUGAGACUAUCUCUGCAUCUUGGCCUGUAGUAUUGUAUGCAUGUGAUGGUCUGGGAGUUGGAGAACCAGCACCACUAUUCGCCCCUGUGCCACUUCCACAUUCCCUGCUAUUUCCAUCAACCACCAAACUCCAAUACAUACUACCAAAAGACAAUUCAAGAAACUCUUGGCCGAGGGAAAUGAUGAGGGUACCAGUCGGACAAUCGAAUCACUUAAAAAUUGUUGAAGGGUGGACCAUAUUUAUUACAAUGAUGGGUAUUGUGUGGGUGUUAUUCUUGAUCAAACGGAAGAGGGCCACUAUGUAUAAUACGAAAAAGCACGAAUAA